Scutellospora calospora is the source of this 234-nucleotide messenger RNA. The record is from the annotation of a GenBank genome assembly. Lineage: Eukaryota; Fungi; Glomeromycota; Glomeromycetes; Diversisporales; Gigasporaceae.
AUGAGAUAUUUCUCUAUAUAUUUCAAAAACAAAAGUUUUCAAAGCAGUAAUACAUAUAGGAAGAAUCAAGAAUAUCAAAAUAAUAUAAGAAGAAUAGAUGAAAAUAAGAACAGAAAUUAUAUUCAAAAAAAAAAUCAAAAGAGUAAACAAGUAGAUUUAGGUAAAGAAGAAGAAAAAAGUAAUAGCUCUGAAGAAAAAAGUGAAUAUAAGAAAAAAAAAGAUAUGAAAAUAUAA